This is a messenger RNA of Botrytis fragariae, 216 nucleotides long. RefSeq lists its product as uncharacterized. NCBI's taxonomy places the organism in Eukaryota, Fungi, Ascomycota, Leotiomycetes, Helotiales, Sclerotiniaceae. The coding region runs from base 1 to 216 and encodes 71 amino acids. The transcript is spliced from 2 exons. The record is from RefSeq and is a predicted model, not a curated record.
AUGAUCUUGUACAUCAUACGGUCAAUAUCUUGGAAAUGGCGGGUAAAUAGUAAUGGUACUACCAUUAAUCGUGUUGGUGGCUGGUCAUCGCCCCAGUGUUCUUUCCUAGUUCUCGACGAUCGCCCGCAUCAUCCACUCAGAAUCAUCACAGGCCACCCCUUCAUGGGAAAAUCCUCAGCCAUUUUCAGCCACGACCGCAGAUACUGUGCCUAUUAA